This is a messenger RNA of Xyrichtys novacula (pearly razorfish), 322 nucleotides long. The record is from the annotation of a GenBank genome assembly. NCBI's taxonomy places the organism in Eukaryota, Metazoa, Chordata, Actinopteri, Labriformes, Labridae.
AUUCAGUGAAGGCAAAAAAACAAAAAACAAACUAGAAACCAUGUUGUGCAAAUUUCAAAACACAGUCAGUUUGAGAGCUGACAUCCUCAGCACAGUGACUGCGCAGAUCCAUGACAUAAGCAGACACAUGUGGAGGAACAGCUGUGCCAAGCAGCUUAUGAAACCUGCAGGGCGAGCGCUCGGAGAGGAGCGGAGGCGGACUGACGGCGGGGCAGUGACACCGAGAGGAGACCAGGAAAAUGUAAAAGCAGAGAGGAAGACUGGAAGCAAAGGCCAUUCACUGGAAAGAAUGACGGAUGGAGAGAAGCUUGUUAAGUGCUGA